AUGGUAUACAAUUCGUUGACCAAUGUCCCUCGCAACUUCAAGGAGGCCAUUGACUGGUUGGUGGCCGUGAGGGGAGAUGAUGCUAAAAGCAACGUAGCAGCAUUGUGUGCCGCACUCUUCAGUUCCCUGGCAGACAAAACUGUUGACAAGAUGGAGAUGCCGGCCCUCGAAGAAGUUAAGCAUGUUACUAAAACGUUCCUGGAUCAACCGGAGCUUGCGAACCAGUGGUUCGUAGGAGGGCUGGUUAAACGGUACAACGACCUUAUUAAUACAUCACCCGGCGGGUUAGCUAAGUACUUUCGGGUUGUUGACGAAUCCGAUAAGAACGUCGUAAAGGGCAAGGGUAUCACUGCUGGAGCCAUUGUGGAGAACCUUGACAAAGUUGUUCAUGGUACCGAGAUAUUCUUGGAUGAUAUUAAAAGCCCAGGCGAGUACGAGUCUGCUCACAGUCCAGAGGCUGCGUGGAGUAAAUCAUGUACCCAAAAGGCGGAAGAUUCCGCAGCUGUCUUCGUGGGUAUUGCGCCAAUGUUACGGGCAAGCAUGUCAUCUUUGGAGCUGGCUAGUUUUCUUACGAAAUUGAGAUUGCCGCCGUUUAUUACUUAUAAGCGUAUGCAGCAGUUGAUACAAGCCUUGGGUUACGUAAAGCCAGAACGCCGCACUGGCAUGACGGCUUCGUAUGUCGGCCGUGCUUUGGGCGGCUUUAGAUACGAGACAACUAACUUCAUUUUCGACCUCGCUGGCUUCUGGGAGUUGUAG
Messenger RNA from Babesia bigemina, 756 nucleotides. RefSeq lists its product as hypothetical. The record is from RefSeq and is a predicted model, not a curated record. The transcript has a single exon. Lineage: Eukaryota; Apicomplexa; Aconoidasida; Piroplasmida; Babesiidae. Bases 1 to 756 code for a protein of 251 amino acids.